Molecule: messenger RNA, 1768 nt
Organism: Brassica napus (rape)
Lineage: Eukaryota; Viridiplantae; Streptophyta; Magnoliopsida; Brassicales; Brassicaceae
Product: probable WRKY transcription factor 58
Exons: 4
Coding region: 173-1549 (458 amino acids)
Biological process (GO): regulation of DNA-templated transcription
Molecular function (GO): DNA-binding transcription factor activity; sequence-specific DNA binding
Source: RefSeq, a predicted model, not a curated record
UUAUAAAUUAAAGAAAUUCCAUCUUUAUCCUGCAGACUUUUGAACACCAAUGUCAAGGCUGCACGAAAUCGAUCACAGAAGACUCUUGUCUUUUUGUAUCUCUCUAUAUAUAUACACACACAGAGUAAUAUCAGUAUCUAGAGAGAUCUAAAGAUCAAGAUUUAAAUAAGAAAUGGCUGUUGAGGAUGAUGUAUCUUCGAUGAGAACAACGACGUUAGUCGCUCCAACAAGACCCACGAUCACAGUUCCUCAGAGACCACCGGCGAUCGAAACGGCGGCGUAUUAUUUCGGAGGUGGAGAUGGCCUUAGUCUAAGCCCAGGUCCACUUUCUUUUGUGUCGUCUUUGUUCGUUGAUAGCUUCCCUGACGUCUUGACUCCGGAUAAUCAAAGGACAACGUCGUUUUCUCAGCUUCUCGCCGGAGCUAUGUCGGUGUCUCCCGGAAGCGGACGUUCUACGGCGGGGAUGAUCGCCGGAGGAGGACCGUUGUUUACAAUUCCUUCUGGUCUCAGCCCUUCUAGUCUUCUCACCUCUCCCAUGUUCUUCCCUCCUCAGCAGUCACCAACUCAGACCGUCUUUAUUCAACCGCAGUCGCAACCAAAACGACCAGACUCAUUUCCUAACCAAAUGCCGCCAUCGACAUCCACGGCCGUGCAUGGCCGUCGAUCUUGUAAAGCUCCGCAAGCCGAUCGUUAUAAUAAUCCGGCGGCGAAUAACAACAAUACUAACCGGUCUUAUAACGUGGUGAACGUUGAUAAACCGGCGGAUGACGGGUAUAACUGGAGGAAGUACGGCCAAAAGCCGAUAAAAGGGUGUGAAUAUCCGAGGAGUUAUUAUAGAUGCACACAUGUUAAUUGUCCGGUUAAGAAGAAAGUUGAACGGUCAUCAGAUGGACAGAUCACUCAGAUCAUUUACAAAGGUCAACAUGACCACGAGAGGCCUCAGAACCGCCGUGGCGGUGGUGGUGGAGUUAGAGAUUCCGGCGAAAUUGGUGAUAUUCAUUACAUUGGUGGUGUAGGACAUAUAGAGUCUAGUGAUGAUAGUGGUUAUGCUAAUGAUCAUGACAAUGAUAAUGAUGAUGACAAUGAAGAUAUUCCAGGUUCAAAGAAAAGAAAAAUUGACGGGGGUGUGUCAACAACUCACCGGUCCGUGACCGAGCCAAAGAUCGUCGUUCAGACAAGAAGUGAAGUCGACCUCCUGGACGAUGGUUAUAGGUGGCGCAAGUACGGACAAAAGGUUGUCAAAGGAAACCCCCAUCCGAGGAGCUACUAUAAAUGUACAACAGCGAAUUGUACGGUACGUAAACAUGUAGAGAGAGCUUCUACGGAUGUGAAGGCUGUCAUUACAACUUAUGAAGGUAAACAUAACCAUGACGUCCCUGCCGCUAGAAACGGCACCGCCGCAAUCUCAGCCAUAGCGGGAACGUCCGAUCACCAUCGUAUGAGAUCGUUGUCGGGGAACAAUGUGCAACAACAUAUGAGUUUCGAUAAUACAGGCCAAUCUCCGGUUCUUUUGAGACUGAAAGAAGAGAAAUUAAUGGUCAUUAAUUGACUUUUAAACCGAGGAUUCGGGAUUGAUUUAGCAGCUCGGUUACUGAUACUGAACCGGGAUACUGCUUAGUGACUUGUAACAUGUAUGAUGUGACUUGAGUGCAUGCUUGACCAAAGAAAAGAAACUCAAAACCUCUGAUAAGUUUUUUGUUUCAUUUUCCCUCUUUAAAUUGUGAAUUCUUUUCUUUGUUGUAUUUAAUCAUUAAUUUCCUUUGAAUUA